AUGGCGAGCAGUGAGGAAGUUGAGCCCAACUUGAGCCAAGCAGAUGAGGUCUCGUUGCUGCGAGAGGAAGUGGGAAAAUUGACACAGGAAUUACUGAUGCAUCGGAAGGUCUUGGAGCAGUGCUUGGAGGUCCGAGAGAGCGUGCUGGAGUUGUUGGAACACCGUGAAGCGUUGCUUCAAUGCCUGGAGAUGCGGGAAGGAUUGCAGGUCAUAGGAGAGGUCGUGGACCGUACCUCUGAAUUGGACCUGUCUUUGGCUGGUGUUUCGGACAACACUGCACGACAUGGCCGGGCCAUUGCCAGCCUGACGGAACAACAGCAGCGUACAACGCAAACCUUGGACGCAGUGAUCCGGGCCGUCAAACGCUUGGACCGGAGUCGUUCGCGCCAGGCCCAACGCCCUUCUGGAGACGCCACGUCGGUCCCUUCUGAGCCGGUGCGGAUGCUCUGUCUUUCGGAGGAUGGAGGGUGGAGGGUGGGCGGUGCUGACAUGUUGCCGAUGUGUACGUUUUAA
Molecule: messenger RNA, 513 nt
Organism: Cladocopium goreaui
Lineage: Eukaryota; Dinophyceae; Suessiales; Symbiodiniaceae
Source: the annotation of a GenBank genome assembly